Spirometra erinaceieuropaei is the source of this 1107-nucleotide messenger RNA. The record is from the annotation of a GenBank genome assembly. NCBI's taxonomy places the organism in Eukaryota, Metazoa, Platyhelminthes, Cestoda, Diphyllobothriidea, Diphyllobothriidae.
AUGGGACUGCCGCCCUCCCCGACAAAAGUUCCCAACCAAUCAAGUGGCAGUAACAGUAGUUGUCUCUGGCCCGAGUCCGAGUCUCCCACCUCACCACUCUCAGCUACAGCUCACCCACCACCCGCCGUCUACUUUAAUCCCCCUACUCGGCUGGCAACCAACUUCUGCUACACAAGCCACGCCCAGUUUCACAGUCUCGGUAUUUAUGGCACUUCCGGCGCAGGUGAUUGGUGUUUGUCACCAACACUGCGUGGGCCAACGACGUCAGACUCACUUCAGUCGGAACUGGAAUCAUCAGAAUCCAGGGAGAGACCUCAGGAGCCCAACCUCCAUCUUCUCUCCCACGCCGGUGCCUGGACAACCCUCCCCCCAGUCUGGCCUUGCCGGUUCACAGAAGAUGGUGGUGGGGACGCCUUCCGGCUCGGGUCUGAUGAUGACGGUGGGUAUCAGGCGGCCCUCUUGGAGGCCCCGCGUCCAAACUACAGCCUGCUUCUCUGCCAUCAUCAGCCGCGAGAAGAACAGUAUGAGGCCGCGCAACAGCUCCACAUUGGUCAGCCGAAUGAAAUGCCAGUGCAGCAUUCCAUCCAGGGACCGAUGGGUUAUCCAUACGCCCCAGUCACCUCUGCACUGCUGCCUCCGUACACCCCGUCCUCCGAACUCACACCCGUAACAAUGAUUGAAGAAGUAGAACCAAAUAGUAGACACCACCAGGCAACAGAGAUCCUGACAACAAGGUCACCUUCAGAGCAACUUGACACAACCACUACCGCAACAACAACAAGAGGAGGUCUUUCGUACAAUCCGGCGACGCUUUUGGCAAGCUACCGCGAGCAAACGCAUUGUCACCAGCAGCAACACAACCACACUCCUACCUUCCUACACGUCUAUGAGACGCAACAUGCACGGAGGGGACGCAUCGAUUCUCAUAAUCAAGAGCAACAAGGAGACAUGCGGUUGGGUCAUUGUGGGCCUCCGAACCCCAUUUCCGGACUGUCUGUGGUCCCAGUGUCCUCCGACUGUGCGUCUUUGACAGAAAAGUCAGAAUCAGGCCUGGAAUUCGGCUUUUAUCCGUCUAAUUCGAGUGGUGAGUACACAGUGAACUUGUAG